UUACCUUAGCGAUUCGGAUUCAAUUGUUCGUCCUCGUGGGAAAUGACCUUUCUGCGGACGCCCAAUUGGGUCGUCAUGAAACGGUCCAAGGCACACACUGCUGGCCAGAAGGAUAAAGUAUUGGUGACACAUGAUGGGUCCCGUCAAUCUCAGAGUGAUGGCGCGUGGGACAUGUGUACCUCGCGAGACCAGGAAGCAUCUCAAAGAGCCCUGGUGGAAGUAGAAGACAGGUACGAAGCAGCGUUGGACGCUACGGGGUGGUCGAAAGCACGACUGAUGAUUUUUGUGCAGCGAGAAGAUGUAGGAGGAGAUUGUUACAAAGCCUGCAGCUGUGACAAUAUGAGCUCCUCGUCUCGCUCCCGCUGGGUCUUUGCUUUCUUGAUGCGUGCCGAGCGUCGCUGCGGUGUGGAUAGUGGUGUGAAUUUCUCUGCCGCUUUUGCAGCUGCCUUCACUGUUUCUGCCUCUGCCACUGCCUCUGCUGUUCCUGCUCCUGCUCCUGAUCCUCCUUCAGGUUCUCCUUCUGCUCGCUCAGGUUCAGCGGAACCCGCAGCGGCUGCUUUCUGUCGCUGGAUGCGCGCAAUAGUGGCUAUCGGAUUCCUCUCUCUCAUCCUUCGCCGAUUCUUUCUCUUCUUCCUCUCUCCUGAAGUCGCCGUGGCGGUGGCGGCGGUGUUGGUCGUCCCUUCGGGCAUGGUCGUCUGCUCGAUCUCCAUGGGAUCCAUGGCGUCGUCGAAGUCAAGCUCUGUGGAUGUGCUCAGCUGCCGGGCGCUCAGUCUGCGCGCUGACUUCACAGCCUUUCGUUUGCGAGCAAUGGCUUGGGGAGAAUUGUAUGCCUCGGCCGCUUCUAGCUGCUUCUUCUGGUGCAGCAGUGUGAUCAAGUCGAUGUCCUUUUCGUAGUCGUGAGGUCGAUGCGAUGCCAUGGCAUUUUCACAACCAAUAGCCAACCGUG
Messenger RNA from Sphaerulina musiva SO2202, 946 nucleotides. RefSeq lists its product as uncharacterized. The transcript has 2 exons. NCBI's taxonomy places the organism in Eukaryota, Fungi, Ascomycota, Dothideomycetes, Mycosphaerellales, Mycosphaerellaceae. The record is from RefSeq and is a predicted model, not a curated record. The coding region runs from base 43 to 894 and encodes 283 amino acids.